Messenger RNA from Chaetomium strumarium, 663 nucleotides. RefSeq lists its product as uncharacterized. The transcript is spliced from 3 exons. The record is from RefSeq and is a predicted model, not a curated record. Bases 1 to 663 code for a protein of 220 amino acids. Lineage: Eukaryota; Fungi; Ascomycota; Sordariomycetes; Sordariales; Chaetomiaceae. Gene Ontology annotation, biological process: cardiolipin biosynthetic process. Gene Ontology annotation, cellular component: mitochondrion; membrane. Gene Ontology annotation, molecular function: cardiolipin synthase (CMP-forming) activity; CDP-diacylglycerol-glycerol-3-phosphate 3-phosphatidyltransferase activity.
AUGUCGAAGGCAACCCUCCGGGAGAAUAUCUACACGCUCCCUAACCUGCUAACAGCCUCCCGGCUCGUUGCCGCGCCCUUCAUCGGGUACUGCAUUCUCCAUGACUACCACGCCAUGGCAUUUGGCCUGUUCGCCUACGCGGGCAUCACCGACCUACUAGACGGCUGGAUUGCCCGUCGCUGGAACCUCAAGACCAUCGUGGGCACGGUAAUCGACCCCAUGGCCGACAAGACGCUCAUGACCGUGUUGACCGUGGCCCUGGCCAUAAAAGGGGCGCUUCCAGUCUGGCUCGCCGUGAUCAUCCUUGGGCGAGACGUGGCCCUGGCAAUCUCGGCUAUCUACUACCGCUGGAUCUCGCUGCCGCCGCCCAAGACGUUUGCGCGGUACUGGGACUUCUCGCUGCCCUCGGCGGAGGUGCGGCCGACCCUGAUCAGCAAGUACAACACGGCGCUGCAGCUGGGGCUCAUGGGCCUGACCACUGUCGCGCCGGUGAUGCCGGCGGUGGACUUGAGCACCACACUGGGCAUCAUGCAGUACGUCGUGGCGACGACAACGAUCUGGAGCGGCGCAAGCUACGUCUACAGCAAGGACGCGGUCAAGAUCCUGACCCAGCCGCAGGCUGACGAAAAGAAGGAGGCCGGCGGCGAGAAGGACUCUAGGUGA